UCCCAUUACCAAUGGAGAAAAGUUUGAUAUUGGCCUUGAUUCUGGUUCUCGCCACCGCCGUGGCGGUGGUUCCAUGCCGAGGCUAUUACUCCGGUUCCAAGCCAUAUGUUCCGGCUCCGAAGAAAGUAACCCAUCUCCACUUCUUUUUACAGGACACCAUGGGCGGCAAAAACCCUAGUGCAGUCAUAGUAGCCCGUCCGAACAUGACAACCGCCUCCAACGACACCUUCGGCUUCUUGGUAGCGACCGAUGAUCUGCUCACUGUCGGUCCCGACGUAACGUCAGGUGUCAUCGGGAACGCUCAAGGCCUCUGGGCGUCGACUGACCGAAACGGUUCGUGUCUUACGGUCUUCAUGGACUUCGGGUUUACGGUAGGUAAAUUCAAUGGCAGCUCCAUCAGUAUAUUCUCGAGGAACCAGGUUAGCCAAAUGGAGCGCGAACUCGCGGUGGUCGGAGGGAGGGCAAAGUUCAGAAUGGCGCAGGGGUACGCUAAGCUUAAGACUUACUACGCGAAUUUCACUACCGGCGACGCCAUUAUUGAGUAUAAGGUGACUGUGAUCCAUUAGCAAGAUGACAACUUGCCUAAUC
This is a messenger RNA of Hibiscus syriacus, 588 nucleotides long. RefSeq names its product dirigent protein 4-like. The transcript has a single exon. The coding region runs from base 12 to 566 and encodes 184 amino acids. Lineage: Eukaryota; Viridiplantae; Streptophyta; Magnoliopsida; Malvales; Malvaceae. The record is from RefSeq and is a predicted model, not a curated record.